AGGACCCCUACAAGUGUUACAGGUGGAACCUUCCUGUCUGUCUUCUCCUGACUCUCUGGGAGACAUGAAUAUGGAACCUCUAGAGACAGAAGAAGACUUUAAGAAUCCCACAGGGCCUGUGGUUACUGAGGUUGCAGACAAAGAAAGGAAUCUAUACCGAGUUUACUUCCCAGCAGCUGGUUAUUACCACCAUCCCAACAUAGGUCUCCAGUUUGUGGUGAAAAGGGCAUUGACCAUUGAGAUUGAAUUUUGUGCCUGGGGAAAGUUCUGGGACAGGGAUGUCCUGGAGCAUGGUUGGAUGGUGGCAGGACCUCUGUUUGACAUCAAAGCUGAGCAAGGAGCCGUGGCUGCUGUGUACCUUCCCCACUUUGUGGACCUCCAAGAGUUAGGAUUUCAACACAUGAAGUGUCUGGAGGACACAAUCAUUCAGGCCACAACACCGAGGUCUCUGACAUCUUCUUUGACAGGGGGCCAUGUGGAUAAUUCCUUAUUUGAAGUGGCUCACUUUAAAAAGAAAAGGAUGGCCUUGGAAAAGCCAGCCAGGGUGGAACAACACUACAUAGUCCUGGAAAACCCCAGCUUCUCCCUGAUGGGAGUCCUGCUGAGAAUGAUCCCAGCUGCUAAGUGUUUCAUCCCGAUCACAUCCACCACAUUGCUCUACCGUCCCCACCAUGCUAAGGAAGUCACCAUCCAUCUCUACCUGAUCCCCAAUGACUGCACCAUUCGGAAGGCCAUAGAUGAUGAAGAAGAGAAGUUCCAGUUUGUGAGAAUACACAAGCCACCCCCGUUGGAUUCUCUUUAUUUAGGCUCACGCUAUACUGUGUCUGGAUCAGAGAAGCUGGAAAUAACUCCCAAGGAACUGGAGUUGUGCUAUCGAAGCCCUGGAGAAUCACAGCUCUUUUCUGAGAUCUACAUUGGCCAAGUGGAAUCAGACAUAUGCCUCCAAUUGAAUCAGAAGAUUAGUGGGAGUCAAGUAUGGGAGGCCUUACUGAAACCAGGAGACCUCAGAUCUGCACCAAGACUGGAUGCCCCAACCCCUGCAGAUACCCCUGCCUUGCUCCACUUUGUGGACGACCAUCGAGAGCAGCUGGUGGCCCGAGUGACAUCAGUGGACCCUGUCUUGGACAAGCUGCAUGGUGCUGUGCUGAGUGAAGAGGAGUAUGAGACAGUGCGGGCUGAAGCCACCAACCAAGACAAGAUGAGGAAGCUCUUCAGCCUCAGUAGGGCUUGGGACAAGACCGGCAAAGAUCAACUCUACCGAGCCCUGAAGGAGACCCAUCCUCACCUGAUUAUGGACCUCUGGGAGGAAUGGAGCAGAGACUCCAGGAGUUGGGGGUCCUAA
This is a messenger RNA of Peromyscus eremicus (cactus mouse), 1342 nucleotides long. It is a transcript of the gene Card8, whose product is annotated as caspase recruitment domain family member 8. The transcript has 7 exons. Gene Ontology annotation, biological process: regulation of apoptotic process; inflammatory response; innate immune response. The record is from RefSeq and is a predicted model, not a curated record. Gene Ontology annotation, cellular component: canonical inflammasome complex. Lineage: Eukaryota; Metazoa; Chordata; Mammalia; Rodentia; Cricetidae. Bases 65 to 1342 code for a protein of 425 amino acids.